This is a messenger RNA of Gossypium raimondii (Peruvian cotton), 1052 nucleotides long. RefSeq names its product cytochrome c oxidase subunit 5b-1, mitochondrial. The record is from RefSeq and is a predicted model, not a curated record. Bases 244 to 744 code for a protein of 166 amino acids. Gene Ontology annotation, cellular component: mitochondrial envelope. Gene Ontology annotation, biological process: mitochondrial electron transport, cytochrome c to oxygen. NCBI's taxonomy places the organism in Eukaryota, Viridiplantae, Streptophyta, Magnoliopsida, Malvales, Malvaceae. The transcript is spliced from 6 exons.
CAACACCAAAGUUCGCACGUGUAACAAAAUUGGAGCGUGCAAAAUUGACCCAAAGAAGCAAACCGUUAACCUUCCAUCGCCGGCUUCAGCCCUCUCCAUAUUUCUUUGAAACCCUCAUUUCCCUCAUUUCGCCGUUCCUUUUGCACUGAACAACGAAUUUUUUGGGGUAUUUUUCAAAAGAAGCGAAGGCAUCACCUGAGAUAAGGAAACACUUAAAACCCUAAAAUCUUAGAAUUCAGAAAUAUGUGGAGAAGGCUGUUGACUUCACAGCUCAAAACCCUAGCCACAGCUCCAUGCAGAUCCGCUUCUAAAACGGUGCCGCUUCCAUUCAAAUCUAACGUUUCAUCAUCGCCUUUCUCCUAUCUCCUCACACGUCACUUCUCCGCCUCGUCAGCGGCUAGUGCUGUAAAGAAGACGGUUGAGGAUGUCAUGCCUAUCGCCACUGGUCAUGAGCGCGAGGAGCUUGAGGUUGAGCUUCAGGGAAAGAAAAUCCUUGAAGAUGUGAACAACCCUGUUGGUCCUUUUGGCACGAAGGAAGCUCCUGCUGUUGUCAAGUCCUACUAUGACAAGAGAAUAGUUGGAUGCCCAGGAGGUGAAGGAGAGGACGAGCAUGAUAUUGUCUGGUUUUGGCUGGAGAAGGGCAAGCCACAUGAAUGCUCUGUUUGUUCACAGUAUUUUGUGCUCGAAGUUGUGGGCCCUGGAGGACCUCCAGACGGACAUGGUGACGACGAUCAUCAUCAUUAAUUGCAGCUUUCAGGUUUAUUUUUUCCUAUUGGAAUAAAAUUGGAGAGGAUGGAACCAAGUCCAGUUAUAGAGUUCAUUGCACCUUCAAGUGUUUAAAAAAAAAUCUAUCAUGUUUGGUUUUUGAUUGGCCCUUGGUCUUGUUUGGAGAUGGUAUCUCUAUUUUUUCGGUUUUUCAGGGUGGUCAUCUUUUUGAACUAUAAAUCAUCUUAGGUUUAACUUCAAUGAUUGCCAAAUAAUUGAUGGCUACCGUCCCCAUUGUUUCAUUACACAUCUUGGUGUUGAAUUUUGAAGGAAUCUUACAGGUUUAA